UCGAAACCCCGCCUCUCCUCGUGGCGUCAAUACGUCAGGCGCGACUGACUAUAAAAGCCGUGCGGGCGGCGACGCAGCUAAUUGGAUCCGUUUCCAGCGCAGGUGUUGUUUAUGUGUGUGAGACGACGCACGACUCCGCGCCGCUUUGUCGCGACAGCGCUUGCUCAGCCCCUGACACUUUGAGUGUCCGCGAGCCCGACCCCUGAAGGUGAGAUGAACACGCUGGAUUCCCGAGCCGUCCGGACCUGCGAUCGCUUCUGGAAGCCCGAGCCGGCCCUCCUGUCCCCCGGGUGACGUGCAGCCCCAACGCCCAGACAGAUGGCACCAGGCCAAGUGCCCUAUCAAGCCACCUCCUGGAGGGACGCCCAUCCGUUCUUCCUCCUGUCCCCACUGAUGGGCUUCCUUAGCCGGGCCUGGGGCCGCCUGAGGGGCCCAGGGCCCCCUGAGCCCUGGCUGGUGGGCGCGAUAAUGGGCACAGAUGACGUAGAAGCCGGCCUGGAGGUGAAGGCUGAGGCCCCUCUGGCAGCCCACUGUGCCCUCGGGAACAGGCACCACCGAGGGCAGGCUGACCACAGCAGAGCACCGGGAGAGGACGGAGAAGCGUCCUGGGGUGUCUGCCUUGACCAGAAAGCCGACAGUCCCCUUCUCGGCGCCUGGGGACAUUCAGAUGAUGACGAUGAAGAGUAUAGUGAGGACGCAGCACUGAGUGUCCCCAGGGGGUGGGUAAGUGGGCACAGGGAUGGCCAGCCUGCCCGCCUGCCCCCCAGCCCUCCGAUAAGAACCCUGCAAGCCUCUGAUAAGAACCCUGGGGAGGAGGCAGCCGAGGAAGAGGGAGUCGCUGAAGACCGGGGAGUGACCAAGUUCUCUUAUCCUGUGUCACACUGCGAGUGCUGGCCAGGGGUGGGAGAGGAGGAUGGAGACGCUGUAGAGAAAGAGGCUCCUGGAACCCCUCCCUCCCCCUUCUUCCCGGGAUCCAAGCCCAGCACUUGGGUGUAUUGCCCAGGGGAGGGAACAGAUCAAGCCACGGAGGAAGAAAAAAAACCAGGAAACAGAGAAGCCCAGAAGAGCUCCAUUGCCCCCUCCUCUUCAGCCUCUAAGCUCAGGGCCUGGGAGUAUCGUCCAGGAGAGGAGUCCGAGGACGACGACGAGAAGGCCCAUGGGGCAGCUGAGAAAGGACAGGCUGGCCCGGAGCCACACUCCCCGGUUCCAGCCCAGAGGCUGCUGCACGGGGCCUGGGAGGAUCAACCCAGAGAGAACACGGAAGAGAAGGAUGAUGAGGACAAGGACAACCCUGUGGGGGUAGCUGAGAAGGAGGAAGGAGCUGAAGGUUCUUUCUCCAUCCCUCCUUCCACAAGUGCCUUCUUGAAAAACUGGGUGUGUCGGCCUGGAGAGGACACGGAGGAGGAGGAAGAUGAAGACAGUGAAUCAGAAUGGGCUGAGGAAGACGGAGAAGCUGAGGUGUCCUCCUCCACCCCCCCUACAGGUGCCUUCUCGAAGGCCUGGGUGUGUCGGCCUGGAGAGGACACGGAGGAGGAGGAGGAAGAUGAAGACCGUGAAUCAGAAUGGGCUGAGGAAGACGGAGAAGCUGAGGUGUCCUCUUCCGCCCCCACCGCAGGUGCCUUCUUGAAGGCCUGGGUGUAUCGGCCUGGAGAGGACACGGAGGAGGAAGAGGAGGAGGAGGAGCAGGAGGAGGAGGAGGACCACAACAACGACAACAAAGGAGAUGAUUCAGGAGCAGCUGACUGGGCCCUGGGACCCUCUCUUCAGGCCCAGCAUGCCCUCAGGGGCUGGCUAGACCAUCCUGGAGAGGAGACAGAGGAAGAGGAGGCUGCCGAGGAAUGGGGAGAGGCUGAACCCUGCCAUUUCCGAGUGGCUUUCUAUUUACCUGGACAGAAGCCACCACCUCCCUGGACUCCUCCUAAGCUGCCUGGCCGCCUGCAGAGACGGCUCAGGUUCUCAGAGCCCCGGACCUGGGAUCCAGACCCUGAGACUCCACUGAAAGCCAGAAAGGUGCGCUUCUCUGAGAAGGUCACCGUCCACUUCCUGACUGUCUGGGCCGGUCCGGCCCAGGCUGCCCGCCGCGGUCCCUGGGAGGAGUUUGCGCGAGAUCGCAGCCGAUUUGCCCGCCGCAUUGCCCAGGCCCAGGAGGAGCUGGGCCCCUACCUCACCCCUGCAGCCCGGGCCAGAGCCUGGACGCGCCUCAGGAACCCACCCGCUUCUCUGGCUCCCCCACCUGCCCCUCCGGAUACCCUGGCUUCCUCCCCAGCCCAGGCCACGCCCUUGAGCCAUGCUGUGGCCACACCCUCUCCAUCUCCUCCAGGUUCCCCUGAGUCGCCUAGCCUGGACCUUGAUGGGAGGCGUGGGUAAAACCAACUGGUUUACCUGUUAUUUAUUAACUAUUUACUUUUUUAAAGUGUUGGUUUAUAUAAAGAAUAAAACUUCGUAGUGA
Molecule: messenger RNA, 2449 nt
Organism: Tupaia belangeri chinensis (Chinese tree shrew)
Lineage: Eukaryota; Metazoa; Chordata; Mammalia; Scandentia; Tupaiidae
Gene: PPP1R15A
Product: protein phosphatase 1 regulatory subunit 15A
Exons: 5
Coding region: 319-2367 (682 amino acids)
Biological process (GO): response to endoplasmic reticulum stress
Cellular component (GO): endoplasmic reticulum; protein phosphatase type 1 complex
Molecular function (GO): protein phosphatase regulator activity
Source: RefSeq, a predicted model, not a curated record